AAUCCGCGCCUUUAUUGUUCUGCCCAAAAAUCCCCCCUUCUCUCUCUCUCUCUCUCUCUCUCUCUCUCUCUCUCUCUCUCUGGAUGUGUUCUAAUUGAUCCGAGUGUCCUGAUCUGCAUCUAUGGGGGUGAAAGCUCUGCUCUCAGUGCACACAUUGUCUCUCUCUCUGGAAUUUAAACUCUAAUGUCGCUUAAUCUCCCAUCCAAACUCGUUAUCACUUCCUGUAUCGGAAUCCUUGUUUACAAAUUCUAACCGCUGUAAUUGCUCCGAGAUCGAUCCGUACCGAUUUUCUCGAACAAAUUCCAAAACCCUAGUAUCAAUGUGCUCCAGAUCAUAGAAUCAGAAUCUUCCUGUUUCAACAAAAUUUAUCUGUUUCAGGUGCGCCAUGGUCCAGCAUCUCACAAAUGCUCGAUACGACAGCAGUGCGACUCCAGAGGAGCAGGAGAAAGCUUGGCACAUUCUUGCAGUGUUGUUAUGCAUUGGUCGUCCAGUUUGCCCCGAGGAACUUGCCUCAAAGUGUGGAUUAUUUGGUGUUUCGCCAGGAUACGUGCGGUAUCUAUCCUCAAUCCCCAAUUCACCUCUCCGUUUGGUGAGUGAUCGGAUUGUGACGGUAUCAGCUGUUGCAUUGUGGGCUUUCAAGGAGUUCGUAGAAAAGGUUAUUGGUGGGCCUGUCCUGCGGAAUAGAAUAGGUUUUUUGGGAGUGCAGAGGGCGUGGGAUGGUGAUGUCAGGACAUAUUUUAGAAAACGGAAGGGUAGCGCAGUGGACUCUAUAAUUUCCUCAGCGGCUAAAAGGAGGUUGUGUUUGCCUUGUAGCAGUGGUGAAGGAGAAUUUAUCAAGUCGAACUUUCCAAAUAUGGUCCAAGACACAUUGUCAGAGGAACCUGCUGGCAUUGCAAAUGCUCCAAGUCUUCCAUCAGUGAACGUAGCUGCCAUGGAGUUUGAAUUGGAGAACUUUAACAGAGAUAAAUUGAUUGCCCCCAUGCUCCUUGACUCCUGUACUGAGCUUUCACAAUUUUCUGCCAAAGACAAUGGACGUGAACCUGGGUCAAAAAUUAGGGAGGUUUCUAGCUCUGUACAUACAUUAAACUUCAGGGAUAGCAAGCUGGUUUUUAAAAAAGAUGUGAAUAUAUGCAAGCCAAUCAAAUUCGGAAGAGUUAUGGCAUGGAACCCUGAUCUGCAUUCAGCUUUAUUAAGUAGAUUUGGUAAUUCAGUGUUAUGUGAGAAAGAGCAGAUUGCUGAUGAAGGUUUUACGACCACAUAUUGUGUAGAAGCAGAUGAAAACAAAGCUUCAUCAGUGGAGGCUGGUAUGCUUGACAGUCGUGUUUGUGAAGUUCAGUUGAUUGAAGAUGCAAGAACAAAGGUUGAGUUUGCAAGAAAGGGAGCUCGUUUAAUUAAUUCUGGCACCUUUGAUGAUCCAGAAAAUUAUAAUCCUCUAAACAAGCCCCCUAAAACUGACGUUGCACUAGAGAAUGGCUUAAUAUCAGCAAACCCAAUGAAUAUAAUUACUUUGGAGAAAGAUCAAAUAAUCAGGAAAGCGGAAUUUUUGUUGCCUGGGUACUCUGCUUAUCAGAAGCAGGCAAAUAAAUCCUUUGGUAAACUGAAAUCUAUUCACAAGAAUGCUUUACACCCACAACCACGAGUUCUUUCAGAGUUGCAAACAUAUAACAAAGUCGUUGAAUCUCCCAAACUACAAGAUCAAUGCAAAAGUGAUGAGAAUUUUUUUACCAUGAAGCAGAAACUAAAGCAAAGUCAUAAGCAUCAUAUGCAAGCUAAAGAAAAUCUUGUAGAUUCCACCUCUCCAUCUCCAAAGAUUCAGGUAGAGGAUAAAGCUUUUCCUCAUUUUGAGUCUUUCAUUGUGGAAGACGAAGAGGGUUCAGGUGGUUAUGGCACUGUUUACAGGGCACAAAGAAAGAGUGAUGGAAAAAGGUUCGCCAUCAAAUGUCCUCAUAGCAAUGCUCAUAGACACCAUGUUAAUAAUGAGUUAAAAAUGCUGGAGCGGUUUGGAGGCAGGAACUUCAUAAUAAAGUUUGUAGGAACUUUCAAAAGUGGCAAUGAUGACUGCUUUAUUCUGGAGUAUGUUGAGCAUGACAAACCGGAGGUUUUGAAGAGGGAAAUAGAUAUAUUUGAGCUUCAGUGGUAUGGGUAUUGCAUGUUUAAAGCCCUCACAUGUUUACACAAGCAGGGGGUGGCACAUAGAGAUGUUAAACCUGGAAACUUCCUAUUCUCUAGGAAGCUUAACAAAGGUUACCUCAUAGAUUUCAACCUAGCCAUGGAUUUGCAAAAGUGUGCCUUUGGAAGUAAAUCAAAAUUGAAAAGCUGUGUAACCUUUGAACAUGCUCCUCUUCCUCAUUCCAAAUGUGCUCCACUGACCAAAGACAAAAAGCUCAUGAGGGAUGGAAUAUCUUCACUCAAGGGAGGGGCAAAAGUAGAUGGCCCACCAACUCUUCAACCUGGGAACACAAAGAAGAGGACUAAUGCUGAUUCUUUGAAAGCUUAUCCCAAUUCAAGUGGUAGGAACAUACUUAAAAGCCAAGGUGGAGAUGGCUCCGGCAUAACUUCCACAAAAGAUGCAACAAGUACUAGAACCCCUUCUGCAGAAAGGAUGAGGGAGCCUGUUCCAAGCCUAGGGAGAAAGGAGCUCAUCAACCUGGUCCAGGGUGCAAUGCAAAGUCCGGCCCACGAUUCAGUAAAUAUUCUUGCUUCGCAGAGGAAAAGAGUUUCUGCCCAUCCUGGCAAUGCGGAUGGUAAAAUUUUUUAUCCAAGUCCGAUGCCUUUGCACUCCAGCGGCGUUGCUGUUGCUGGCGCUGGCUUACUCAAAAGCAAAGGGGAUGGGAAACAUAAGAGAGAUGGUCCUUGUGUUGGAACCAAGGGAUUUCGGGCUCCUGAGGUAUUGUUCAGGUCUUCCCAUCAAGGUUUUAAGGUUGAUGUCUGGUCUGCUGGAGUCACCCUGCUUUACUUGAUGGUUGGGAGGACACCCUUUGUCGGAGAUCCAGAACAGAAUAUAAAGGACAUUGCUAAGUUGAGGGGCAGCGAAGAUUUAUGGGAAGUAGCCAAGCUUCACAGUCGUGAAUCCUCGUUUCCAACGGAGCUGUUUGAUAUACAAUCAUUGCCUUCAGUGGGAGUGCAAGAGUGGUGCAGAAUUAACACGAAGAGAUUGGACCUCUUCAAGCUCAUUCCUGGGUCACUCUUUGAUCUUGUGGACAAGUGUUUGACAGUGAAUCCAAGACUGAGGAUUAGCGCAGAGGAAGCUCUUAGACAUGAAUUCUUUGCUCCAUGCCAUGAGAGCUUGAGAAAGCAGAGGAUGCUCAGACUACAGCUUACCUUGGACCAUGCAAGUGAGUCCAGUGACCAAAAUAGUCAUCUUCAACAUGCAGAGAGUCAAGCAUCGCUGAUCUUGUGAAGGCUGUACAGAAACAAGCAUGGUGGUCAUUUGAAGAUUCCAUUUACUGCAAUACCGAUUAGCAUCACAUUCUUCUGUUGCCAUUUCUGCUGGGCUUAUGUUGUAAUUUUGAGCCCGUGUCUUACCCCUAUCUGGCUGUUUGAGGCAUAAAGCCUUCUCCAUCUCCAAUGCUGUAAUCCCUUUGCAUAAUUAGUUUUGAUUUUGUUUAAUGUGUACAUAUUGAUCCUUAGAAGGGCAUAAAUACCUGAAUUUGAACCCAUGAUUUUUCAUGUUUUCAUAAUUGAAUCAGUCCUCUAAGUUUUAGAGCAUUUGUAUCCAGAAUUGGAACAGAUUGUGAAUUGACUGCAAAUUGAGAUUCA
Messenger RNA from Malania oleifera, 3759 nucleotides. RefSeq lists its product as uncharacterized. Bases 386 to 3400 code for a protein of 1004 amino acids. Lineage: Eukaryota; Viridiplantae; Streptophyta; Magnoliopsida; Santalales; Ximeniaceae. Gene Ontology annotation, biological process: protein phosphorylation; mitotic DNA damage checkpoint signaling. The transcript is spliced from 15 exons. Gene Ontology annotation, cellular component: nucleus. Gene Ontology annotation, molecular function: ATP binding; protein serine/threonine kinase activity. The record is from RefSeq and is a predicted model, not a curated record.